AUAAGUUUCAGUGGAUCAGAAACUUGGUUCCAGAGUUUGGGAUUGCCAGUUCCCAUGUUAAGGUGCUUUCGUCCCCAACUGAAUUCUAUGAACUUAUGAAGGGACAGAUAAAGGUGGCCAAGAAACGAGUGGUUCUAGCUUCGCUUUACCUUGGAACAGGACCCCUGGAGCAGGAACUAGUGGACUGCAUUGAAACAGCUUUGGAAAGAUCCUCGCAGGCAUGUGGUCCUUCCAACCUUAGAGUGUCCAUUCUGUUAGACUUCACAAGGGGAUCCCGGGGAUGGAAGAACUCUCGGACCAUGCUCCUUCCACUCCUGAGGAAGUUUCCAGAGUGGGUCCGUGUCUCUCUCUUCCACACUCCUAACCUGCGCGGACUUCUUCGACUCUUAAUCCCUGAGCGAUUCAAUGAGACUAUUGGGCUUCAGCACAUCAAGGUUUAUCUCUUUGAUGAUAAUGUGGUCUUAAGUGGGGCCAACUUGAGUGAUUCCUACUUCACCAAUCGUCAGGACCGCUAUGUGUUCCUGCAAGAUUCACCUGAGAUAGCUGACUUCUUCACUGAGCUAGUAGAUGCUGUUGGAGAUGUUUCCCUGCAGUUACAACAAGAUAAUACAGUCAGAGUUAUGGAUGGGAUGGUCCAUCCUUAUCAAGGAGACAAGAUGGCCUAUUGUGAAGCAGCAAAUAAAAGAGUGAUGGCAGUGAUCAACUCUGCACGGGCACGGCAAGAGUUGCUCCAUACUCAGACUUUCCACGGCAACCUGACUGAAGAAAUCCCAUUGUCCAGAGAUCCAAAGGCAGAUGGAGACAGGCAGCCUGAACCAGACACAUGGAUUUAUCCACUAAUACAGAUGAAGCCUUUUGGGAUUCAGAUAGAUGAGAUUAUUACAGAAACUCUCCUGAUGGAAGCAGAACGAGGUGCCAGUGUGUAUCUCACCACAGGCUACUUCAACCUCACACAAGCCUAUAUGGACCUGAUUCUAGGCACAAGGACGAAAUAUCAGAUUCUCCUAGCGUCGCCAGAGGUGAACGGGUUCUUUGGGGCCAAGGGGGUAGCGGGUGCCAUCCCUGCAGCUUAUGUUCACAUUGAACGGCAGUUCUUCAGUGAAGUAUGCUUUCUGGGUCAACAAGAGAGAAUCCAACUGCAGGAAUACUCUAGGAGUGGGUGGACGUUCCAUGCCAAAGGUCUCUGGUUGUACCUGGCAGGAAGCAGUCUACCCUGCUUAACUCUGAUUGGCUCUCCUAAUUUUGGAUACAGGUCAGUUCAUCGGGACCUGGAAGCACAGGUUGCAAUAGUGACAAAAAACACAUCUCUGCAGCAACAGUUCCAUCAGGAACAGGAGCAGCUCUACCUGCGUUCUGGUACUGUAUCUGCCUUGACAUUUAAGCAGCCCAAUCGUUACGUCAAGCUGUGGGUGAAGAUGGUAACACCUUUGAUUAAGAACUUCUUCUGAAAAAGGUUAAAGGUCCAGACAUAGGUGGGGCCUCGCGUGC
Molecule: messenger RNA, 1488 nt
Organism: Euleptes europaea (tarantolino)
Lineage: Eukaryota; Metazoa; Chordata; Lepidosauria; Squamata; Sphaerodactylidae
Gene: PGS1
Product: phosphatidylglycerophosphate synthase 1
Exons: 9
Coding region: 96-1448 (450 amino acids)
Biological process (GO): cardiolipin biosynthetic process
Cellular component (GO): mitochondrion
Molecular function (GO): CDP-diacylglycerol-glycerol-3-phosphate 3-phosphatidyltransferase activity
Source: RefSeq, a predicted model, not a curated record